AUGAAGAACACAGGGACAGCCGGUCCCGUUGUUCACAGAGACAGGCCAUUACCUACUGAGCCAAAGACAUUACAGGAAUUGUUUGAGCUCCGUGUAUUAAUGAGGCUCUGUGCUCACCCUCACAGCAAAUACGGUGAGAAAGGGAUACACGAAGAGAUUGAGACAUCGCGUGGGCAAGCGGACAUCAGGAGGGUGUUCGUAGAGCUCAAGAGCAGUUGGCCAAACAAGAAUGAAAGUGCCAUUCGUUAUGGCUUCCUCAGCCCGUCUCAGUCGACUCCGGCGCCACCACAAGGCUAUCAAGUUCGUAUGGUAGUUGAAGGAUGGGUUGUUUUUUGGCUAGCUGUGUCCGAAUGGCGAACAGGCUCUCGUGACUUUGUCGAUCUUACGCAGCCGAUAGUCCAAAAAUGGAUGGACGCCCUCCGACGAACCUUCACCACCCAUCUGGAAGCAUUCCGAAAAGACCAUCCUGAUGAAUGGAUCGAGUUGAGCCAAGAAAUUCACUCGCUGGCAAAGAUACCCCUCAUGGCACGGGUUUGUACUGGGGGUACCAUGGAGGAUUUACCGGAGCCCGAAUGGACGUAG
Stereum hirsutum FP-91666 SS1 is the source of this 582-nucleotide messenger RNA. RefSeq lists its product as uncharacterized. The transcript is spliced from 5 exons. Bases 1 to 582 code for a protein of 193 amino acids. The record is from RefSeq and is a predicted model, not a curated record. Lineage: Eukaryota; Fungi; Basidiomycota; Agaricomycetes; Russulales; Stereaceae.